This is a messenger RNA of Ceratosolen solmsi marchali, 7192 nucleotides long. RefSeq names its product mediator complex subunit skuld (gene skd). Lineage: Eukaryota; Metazoa; Arthropoda; Insecta; Hymenoptera; Agaonidae. The transcript is spliced from 22 exons. Gene Ontology annotation, molecular function: transcription coactivator activity. The record is from RefSeq and is a predicted model, not a curated record. Gene Ontology annotation, biological process: positive regulation of transcription by RNA polymerase II. Gene Ontology annotation, cellular component: mediator complex. Bases 363 to 6827 code for a protein of 2154 amino acids.
ACGACAUUGACGGAAACUACGAGGACAAGGAGGAAGUGGAGAAGAGCCGAGGAGGCGAGCGCACGCCUCGAUAUGUAGCGUAGCGUGCGCCCUGCCGCACUCGAGCCACGGCCACGGUGUCCUUGUUCGCCGUACUCUUACGCCCCGUUGGGACAAGAGUGUAGUGGGCGCCCGUAGACGAGGUGUAUGGUUGGUUGGUUGGUUGGUUGGUUAGUUGGUUAGUUAUCAAAAAGUGAUGUGAUCAAGAAGAAGGUGUGUUUGUACUUGUUAACGUUCUUGUCCUUUUCCUGUUUCUUCAUCUCCUUUUCUUUCGCGAGGAGAGCCGAAGAGAGCCAGUACCGCGAGAGGAUGGAGGAGAAACCAUGACGCACCCCUCGCAUCAGACUAACGGCGCUAGCUUGGAGGACUGCCACACCAACUUCUUCGCCCUGACGGAUCUCUGCGGGAUAAAAUGGAGGAAGCUGGUGUGGGGCGAGAUCGCUGGUGGAUUCGGCGGAACCCUACUCGAGGAUCCAGUGCUGUCGAGCUUCUCGCGUUGCCUCGCCGGCGAUAUCCUUUGCGUCUGGCGGCGCGUCUCCGCCUCCCAGGUGAACUCCCAGGGCCACGCCGUAGCGGCGACUAAUCUUUUCGACCUCAACUCAAUAGCGCCCUCACCGGCGCCCCCGCCGCUUUCCCUUCAGGCAGCUAAGGAGCUCUGGAUAUUUUGGUACGGCGAGGAGCCCGACCUCUCGGGCCUUGUCUCACCUGAACUGAUCGCUUGCGAAGGUGAACAAGGCUCAUGGGAGAGUGGUUUGUCAUACGAGUGCAGAUCGCUGUUAUUCAAGGCCUUGCACAACCUUAUUGAACGAUGCUUACUAUCCCGGGACUUUGUCCGCUUAGGGAAGUGGUUCGUUCAGCCCUACGAUGGUUUCGAGAAGCACCGAUGCUCCAGCAGUCACCUGUCUUUCUCAUUCGCCUUCUUUGUCCACGGCGAGAGCACCGUGUGUGCGAGUGUGGACGUCAGGCAACAUCCAGCAGUCAGGCACUUAACGAGGGCCUGUCUCCAGCGCACUCAGACCGCCCAGUCACCGGUCAAAGUGAUCCUCGCUCCAUAUGGCCUCGCUGGCACCUUGACUGGCCAAGUCGGUCGUCUAGACUCGCAACUGUUGGACGAGUGGCGGCACUUCUAUCCAAUAAAUAGCGCGGGUCUCGAGCCGGGACUGCCAGCCCUCGUGGAGGUCCUCGUCGGUGGAGUGCGAAUGCGCUACCCUUCCUGUUACGUUCUGGUGACGGACAUGGACGAGAGCCCGGUAAUGAUGACGAUGAUGACAGGCGUGGGCAGCGGAGCGGGCCCCGGCGGUCCCAUCGGUCCCGUAGGUGUCGAGGUGGCGAUGCCACUGUCGCCACCGACAAGUCCCGCGAGCUACGAGCACCCGCUCUCGACGCAGCGCGACCUGGGACCCGCGACCGAACUGCCCGAGCGGGUUUGGGCCGAAUGUGUCGUGAGGGCGAGGUCUGCCAGUCCCAGGCUGGCCAACGGUGGUGACGCUUCGGAACUCGGAAACUGGAACUUCGUAGACCCGACCAUCAAGUCUUCCUGCAGUUGCUCCAAGUGCACGGCCCUCGGUGGCUGGAAGGGCGGCCCGGGUCAUCGAGACAAAUCGGAGCGAGCCGGGGGCCACCGAAGGCUGCCUCUCGUUCCCUUUCACCGGCGUCCAACACUACAUUGGGAUGCAGCCGCCAUCGCCGCUAAUGAGCUUCGGCAUACGUUAAACAAAAAUAUUUUCACUAGGGUGUCGGUGAAUCGGCCGAACGCCCCGAAGACGCCCUCGGAGGGUGGGCCGCCCUCGUAUCCACGGGGUCCGCCAACCGGUGGUGACUGCAUGCCGGUUCCCUCGGUCGGCUCGCCCGCCUCGCCGGCCCCUUCGCCUCUGCCAACCCCGCACUCCGAGCCACCUACCAGCAUACCGCCUCAGGACGUCCAACAAUCGGCCACGGGCCUUAGUCCUCAAACUCAACAGUCGACGAGCCAACCAGCGAGCAGCGCUGCUCAACCACCCCUCACACCUUCUCAGGGUCCUAAGUCCAUGUCCUCGGGAAGCUGUGGCAACGCUCAAGCCUCGAGUCCCGGAGGACUCUUGGGUGCCGGUCAUGUUUCCCAACCCAUCCAGACGAUCCAGGCGCUUAAGCGGCCCAUCCUCAUCUCCAAGGAGUACGAGGGAGCCCUUCUUGAGGAGGAGCAAUCCUUGCCUUGGCUCUACGACUAUUCUACGCAGGAGGCCUGGCUUAAUCACCCGGUGAAGCGACUCAAGACAGCGCCCUCGUACGUCCCUGUUGGCAUACGGAACGGCAGCCUCUACCCGCCGAUGGGUUGCGGUACCGGGACACUCGAGCCCAGCACUAACUCCGGUUCGGUGCCUCAGACUAUCCAGAUCCACGGACAGCAAACAAAGAUCGAGAUCAAGCAGGAACCCGGCACGACCCCCGGAGAAUGCACAGGAGUAAGGCCAGAUCCCUACGAAUUUGACGCGGCAGGGGAAGAAAAUGUCACUGGAGUGGAUGGAUUAAAGAGGCAAAGAGACGAAUCUAAGCCAAGCUCUCUAUUUACUAGUGAAGGACUUCAAGCAUCGUACAAAGAUUUAGAUCAAAUUUUUGACAAUUCCGAUCCGGAUACUUCCAGCGACGAAACCAAUUUGAAUCAGCUUCAAGUGCAAACGCCUCCAGGUUCAAAUAAGUCUGGUGGUGGAGGCGGUCAUGACGGGGUAGAUGCGCGGCUUGAUGGCAUGAAUUUGAGCUCCGGAAUCUCGGGUUCUGGGGCUUCCGGCACCUCCAACUCAAGUAGUAAGCACGGUUGCUCCUCGUCAUCGUCUUCGUCCGGCUGUGGCCGGGGCGUCGGUGUAUUACGACCCGAAGAGCUGUCUAAGAUGUUCCCAACACCGCCUUCUCUCGAACACAAUCCCGUGGCUUCACCCUGUCAACUAAGCGAGCCCAGCCUUGAGCAGACAGACCUCGGUGUCAGCACCCAGCUCGUUCAACGCCAGCUCCAGCGCCAAUUGCCAGACAUUUAUCCAAAUAUGGGUUCACCCCCUGAGGAGGUCGUUGACGACUGGUCCUAUGUAUUUAAGCCACCAGCCAUGUGCAAACUUGUCGGCUCGUCCAAAUACGCGCCUCUCACGAAUCUGCCAAGCCAGAGCUUACCACCCGUGACACUUCCGACUCACUGUGUUUACAGGACUUCUUGGCAGUGUAGCAACACUAACACUAAUCAGAGCAAUCAAGAAAAGUCUUCACAGUCAGCUCGAUCUGGUUCAGUGCAGCCACACCAACAACAGCAACAACAACAACAACAACAACAACAACAACAACAACAACAAGCGCUUCAACAACAACAGCAGCAGCAGCAACACCACCACCACCACCCAGCGAGUCCUGCACAAUUAGGCACUGCGUAUCGAUCAUCCCAGAUACCAGGAAUCGUCGGGGUGCGGCCACCUCCUCCACCCUACGAUCAGCCAUCACCUGCGACUUCUACAACAUCAUCUUAUCUCAACAAAAAUCUCAACAGCAUCGAAGCUGAUACGCCUGGUCCUAUACGCGCUCCCGAGUCGAACUCCCUCGUUGUCAAUAUACUACUAGGAGAUACCGCGCUUAAUAUUUUCCGCGAUCAUAACUUUGACAGUUGUAGUCUUUGCGUAUGUAAUGCUGGACCGAAAGUUGUAGGCAAUAUUAAGGGCGCCGAUGCGACCACAUACUUAACUGGCUCCUGGACUGCAAACAACAAUGUCUUCCAGGAUGAGGAUCAGAUAAGAUGUAGCUGCGGUUUCAGCGCAGUCGUAAAUCGGCGUCUCGCUCACAAAGCCGGUCUUUUUUACGAAGACGAGAUGGAAAUAACAGGGAUCGCCGAGGAUCCGGCUGAUAAAAAGAAAGCCUCACUUGCGGCAAUUGCCUGUUGCGAUUCAAAGAGCAUUCCCGAGGGUAUCGACCUCGUACCACCCUCAGUCCUUGAACUUCUUCGAGAGCAAUGCCUUAUCGUCCAAAGUUCCGCAAGUAGCCUAUACCGCGCAGCGCGCCUCUACGCAGCCAACCGAAUGAAAUCAAGCUCGCUGAGCGUAAACGCCUUGGAGUUCAACGAUGGCAAUGAAUUAUCUCUGGCUGCUAUUGAUCAGGGCAAGUUCGACGGACCUCCUGUGGAUCGGAGUCAGCGACUGAAUGGUGUGCAUCGUUGGGUGUUCCUCCGAGCCAAGGGUCCCCAGUGCAACGGCGAUAUCGUACGCAUUAUGAAGAGCGUGCAGCCUCUAUUACAGGAGGCCAUCCAACAGAAGGCAACAAGGAUGUGGGAUGCGCCCUACACAGUGAGGAUUCUGACCUGGCGAGGUUUUCACAGGCUCGCCGGACGAGACACUAAGGAUCGAUGCGAGCCCCAACCUGUUCCAGCUCUCGUCGUCGGUUACGACCGUGAUUGGCUCUCUCUCUCACCGUAUGCUCUCAGCUAUUGGGAGAAGCUGCUGCUUGAGCCUUACGCCGGACCGAGGGACGUUGCCUAUGUUGUCCUAGCGCCCGACAACGACUGUCUUGUCGGCAAGGUCAAGUCUUUCUUUAGAGAGUUGUCUACUACCUACGAGAUCUGUCGACUCGGGAAGCACACCCCCAUUGCCAAGACUGUGCGUGAUGGCAUCCUCCGUGUAGGCAAGUCCACCGUACAAAAGGUCGCCAGCACAAUAAAUAGCAAGCAGCAGCAACAACAACAACAUCAACAACCCAUCGAUGAAUGGUUUAAGCUCCUCGGAGAUAACCAAACUGGAGAGUGCCUCAGACUGUACGCGCAGGCGUGCAAUUACAGACUAGCUCCCUACCUUACCCAGGUGAUCCAAGACCGGAGCCUCUUCGACAAUACCGAAGUCGUCAGCGUCGGUGGCAAGCAGAACCAGUCGUGCGGUAACGUUUCUGAGUCGAUGCCUGCCACUCCGGACGGCAUGCCCAAUAAACCUGAGUCCGUCGAAGGCGAGAACGCACGCAGCGAGACGCCUAAUGCGAAUUCGACAGCGGGGAGGACAACCCCGACGACACAGACUUCGGCCAAUACUCAGACAACUAUAUCGGUCAACGUUCAACAGCAGUCCCAAGUGGCGGCUCUCGGGCCCGACGAGGAGGAACUCGAAUUACCGUCUGUUGUCGUUUACCUUGUUGAACCCUUCUCUCUAGGAGGUGCUGACUGCCCGGAUCGGCGCCGACUUGCCAUACUAGCGUUGCUGCGUGCCUUUUCCGCGGCCGUCAAUGGCAUGCCCGAGGCGAUCAGGGCAAACAUCAAUGUGCAGCUAAUAUCGUUGGAAACUAUAAUGGAGCUUGGACGAGUCCGCGAAAGGCGGAAGAUCCAAGAUGAGAUGAGAGCUUUGGCUUUGAACGUGUUUUUGCAAGGUCGGAGGCUUCUCUCGCACAACACGACUGUCAGGAGUUUAACUGGGUUUGGAACCGCUGCAGCCGCCGACCUCUUUCUUAAGAAUAAAGAUGAACGCAACAAAUCAUCUUUACGGUUGUACGCGCCAGCAUACGUACUGGCACCUCUGCGCUGCAAGAGUGAGGCGCCCGACUCGUUCGGCACAAGCGGUCCCGAGGAGUGCGCAGUUCUCUACUUGAGCUAUUGUCUCAGCGAGGAUCAAUCCUGGCUGUUGGCUGUCGCAACCGACGAUCGGGGUGAGAUCUUUGAAACCACUACCAUCAACAUCGAUAUACCGAACAGAAAGAGGCGGAAACGCGCCUCGGCAAGGAGGGCCGGCCUCCAGAAGCUCAUGGACUUUAUCCUUGGAGUUAUGUCACAAGGGGUCCAGCCGUGGAGAUUGGUAGUGGGACGCGUGGGUCGUAUCGGCCACGGCGAGCUCAAGGGCUGGAGCUGGCUAUUAUCGCGCAAGGCUCUUGUGAAGGCGUCGAAACAUCUGAAGGAUAUUUGCGGUCAGUGCAGCCUCCUGUACCCGACGGCGGCGCCAUGCGUUCUCAGCGCGUGCCUCGUCUCUCUUGAACCCGACAGUACCCUCAGGCUCAUGGCCGACCAAUUCACACCCGACGAAAGAUUCAGUCAGGCAUCUGUCAAUUGCCAACUUUCGACACCCCAGGACGUCACCUGUACUCACAUACUUGUCUUCCCCACCUCGGCAACCACGCAGUCGUCGCAGACAACCUUUCACGAGCAGCAAAUAAACGACCCGGAGCUAGGCGACGACGAACUCUUCUCCGCGCUACACGAAGAUUUACCCGAAGGCAUGGAGGGCAUGACUGACUUCAAUGACAUAUUCAACGUGUGGCCAGAGCCAGGAGCAGGAGGUGGCCAAAGUCCCAGCGGCAGUCCACGAAGACCGGAAGGUUCCCCUCUCGGCGGCGAUGGACCAGGAUCUGGCCUCGGCAAUCACGAUGGGCCUGGCAGUCCAUUUCCAUGCAGCAACACACCUAGAGCGGCAGUAACGGAGCAAUCGGAGGAGGUGGGCACACUGUUGCAGCAGCCUUUGGCCCUCGGAUACCUUGUUUCAACCGCACCCACGGGCCGUAUGCCCUCCUGGUUUUGGGCGGCUUGUCCGCACCUCGAAGGUGUCUGUCCAGUCUUUCUAAAGAAUGCUCUUCACCUCCACAGUCCAGCCAUCCAGCAGAACAGUGACGAGCUGCUACACCAGCAAAGCGCCGUCACCGUGCACGGCCUUGACUCCCAGUUCACUACUGACGUACUCAGAUACGUACUCGAAGGCUACAACGCACUGUCCUGGCUGUCCGUCGAUGCUAACACAAAGGACCGCCUCUCCUGUCUGCCGGUUCAUAUUCAGGUGCUCAUGCAGCUCUAUCACGCGACGGCUGCCCUUGUCUGACCCACACUCUACACGUCUUCAGCUCCCUCUCAUGCGCCCGUUAUCGUCGCGUUGCUCGGGGCUUUACGAGAGUGCACGCCAAUUCACCAGUCGCGCGACCCGGCCCUCACUGUCUUUAUUUUUCCAACAACUGCUAUAGAGAUUAUUGUUGCGUGAACGAGGAAAUAUCUCGAGCGUUCUUGCCCAUAUUUUUGUUCUGUCAGCGCUCUUUCCCUCUCAGCCCAUUUCAUCUUAUUCUGCUUUUGUUCGUUUUUGGCGUCUAAUGCUUUGUGAUAGUAAUAUUUUUUUAAUUCGAGGUUCAAAUGUAAAUAUAAGAAACGCCUGAUUAAGAAAUUGGGGAAUAAUAAAUUUCGACGAAAAAUAUU